AUGGCUUCUUCAAAGCUAGAGGGUAGUAACAUGCGAAAGACUCCCUCGCAGCGCUUACCUCCUCCCGUGCUGUUUCAGGGUCCCCCAUCUCAUAAUGCAUCCAGCAACUCCCUCGCGCAUACACCGACCCUCAAUGCCCCCGGAGGAUCGCAGCCUGCUCCUUCCCCUCCCUUUCUUCAACGUACCCGCUCAACUGGGCCUCAAGCAUCUUUUAGAUCACAGGGAUCCUUUCAAUCUCAGUUGUCUUUGUCUCCAUUUCUAUCUCGUGCGCAGUCCAAGGGCGGUGAGGUGGAUCCCUCAGAUGCAAUAUGGCGAGAGAUGCAAAAUUCCCUAGCUGAGGUCGAAUUGAGUGCAGCAUCAAGCGAACAUGUUUUUGGAGAAAAGCAUUCUAAGGCGCUGGAAGAUUUGCGCGAGAAGCAGCUGAAACUUGCACAUGCCUGGGCUCGGAACGAAGCUGAUGAUGAGGUUGUGGAAACCAAGAAUACUGAUGAAGAGAAUGAGAACAAGGAAUCAUCUACUUCCAAGAUGAUAACUCAGAAUACUACUGCUACGGGAGGAGGUGAUGCAGCUGAACGGGAGCGGACGGAGACCGAAGGUGUCUCCUAUAAAACUCUGGAUGAAGAGACAGAAAAGGAUAUCCUUCUAGCCCGAGAGAGGCGAGAGGCUAACGAUCGGUAUUUUGACAGAGUUAAUAAUGGAGUACUGGAUGUCGUUUCCAAGCUUGAGGAAGUUGCUGAAGCUAUGCGAAUUGUCGAGAGAGAAAGCAGAGAUAUCUGGAGCGAUUCCGAAACCUCUUCUACAUCGAGCGAUACCCCGACAGCGGAUGCUAGAUGA
This is a messenger RNA of Monascus purpureus, 834 nucleotides long. The record is from the annotation of a GenBank genome assembly. Lineage: Eukaryota; Fungi; Ascomycota; Eurotiomycetes; Eurotiales; Aspergillaceae.